AUGCCGAAACGCACACUCGAAGAUGCUGAGCUGGUCAAUGGCGGCCAGCCGGUAGUAGAAUCUACUCCCGCGUCGAAGAAGAGUCGAAAGGAGAAAAAGCAACGUGCUAACGAGACUGUCGCACAAGAUGUGCCUACAACAAACGGGGCCGAGAAGGAGGAAACAAAGGAGGAGCGGAAGGAGAGGAAGCGAUUGAAGAAGCUAAAGAAACUCGAGAAAGAAGAAGCCCAAAAGAACACCGAGGCCGAGAGCUCUGAAACACUCGACACGACACCGACAUCCAAUACUGAAGCGGUGGACGAGAAGGCCGCGAAGAAGGCGGAGAAGGCGAGACUGAAGGCAUUGAAGAAGGCUAAGAAGCAAGAGGAAAAACAGGAGGAGAAGCAGGACAAACAGGAGAAGCAGCCCUCGACCGAGAAGAUUGAUACGCCAACAGCCGCCUCUGUCUCGACUUCGGUCCCGAACAAUAACUCCGACAGCUCAUACACCGAGGAUCCCAACUUGACGGCUCUUCCACAGGCGGAGAUUGAUAAAUUUCUCGCAGAUAACUUCAUUACAAUUGCCGACCCCCAAUCUACUUCCGCAACUCUUCGGCCUAUAACGAGUUUCGCGUAUUUGCCAAUCACUGAUGAGUCCCAGCGGGCUCCUUUCAAGGCAUUCAAGGCGCCGACCCCAAUUCAAGCUGCCUCAUGGCCGUUCUUAUUAUCGGGCAGAGACGUGAUAGGAGUAGCAGAGACAGGUUCCGGGAAAACGAUGGCCUUCGCCGUACCUUGCGUUCGUGCCAUAUCGACACUGCCGAAGAAGCAGAAGAAUACAGGUCCUAGAGCGGUCAUCGUGUCCCCGACCCGGGAACUGGCAAUGCAAAGCUACGAACAAAUCAUGAACCUUGCUAAGGCUUCAGGCUUACAAGCUGUAUGUGUUUACGGUGGUGUUCCAAAAGAAGAGCAACGCAGGGCACUGAAGACUGCUGACAUUGUGGUUGCAACUCCUGGUCGUCUUAAUGAUCUUAUCAAUGAGGGAUGCGCGGAUCUGAGCAAGGCCAGAUACGUCGUCCUCGACGAAGCUGAUCGUAUGUUAGACAAAGGGUUUGAGGAAGAAAUCAGAAAGAUUAUCAAUACAACACCAUCCCUUGGAAAACGACAAACUCUCAUGUUCACAGCGACAUGGCCCGAAUCAGUUCGAUCACUAGCUGCCACAUUCAUGACGGCCCCUGUAAAGAUAACCAUCGGAGACAACCCUACUGGAGACCUCCGCGCAAAUACUCGUAUCGUGCAGAAAGUCGAAGUUGUCGAUCCAAGGAAUAAGGAAUACCGACUGAUGCAGCUUCUCAAGCAAUACCAAAGUGGUGCCCAGAAGGAUGACCGAAUCUUGGUCUUCUGUCUCUACAAGAAGGAAGCAACGCGGGUCGAGGGCUUCAUCCGCUCAAAAGGCUUCCGCGUCGCCGGUAUACAUGGCGAUCUCAGCCAGGAGCAGAGAACGAGGAGCUUGGAUGCCUUCAAGAAAGGAAAUACGCCUAUUCUUGUGGCUACAGAUGUGGCCGCCAGAGGUCUUGAUAUACCUGCAGUGAAGCUGGUGAUUAAUUGCACGUUCCCCCUGACUGUCGAGGAUUACGUUCACCGAAUCGGCCGGACUGGAAGAGCUGGGAAAGAUGGCCUAGCAAUUACAUUGUUCACGGAGCAUGACAAGGCCCAAUCCGGAGCUCUGAUUAAUGUCCUGAAGGCGGCGAACCAACCGGUUCCCGAUGAGUUGUUGAAGUUUGGCACUACAGUGAAGAAGAAGGAGCAUGGUGCAUAUGGCGCUUUCUUCAAAGAAGUUGAUACCACGAAGACGGCUCAGAAGAUCAAGUUUGAUUAGAUUACAUUAGAGUAUCUUUAACGCUAUCAUGUAUUAUCUCAUCCUCGGACUGAAUGAUAGCAUUCAAGAAGAUAUGCGCGCUCACUAAAGGCAAGGAUCAUCGCUAAAGCGCCCGCUACGGCUGCCCCCUUUAUGAUGUCGAGUAUGCCGCCUGUGAAUGACGAUUCCACCUGUGUUAGCACAGCAUAUGCGCCCACCCCUGCAGCGAUGGUCAUCGGUUUGGGGAAGACAGCCCCGAGUUCAAGCCGGGUACCGUGACGCCUCAUGUAGGAUGCAAUGAAUGCGGUGCUCCAGAU
This is a messenger RNA of Amorphotheca resinae ATCC 22711, 2150 nucleotides long. RefSeq lists its product as hypothetical. Lineage: Eukaryota; Fungi; Ascomycota; Leotiomycetes; Helotiales; Amorphothecaceae. Gene Ontology annotation, biological process: rRNA processing. Bases 1 to 1854 code for a protein of 617 amino acids. Gene Ontology annotation, molecular function: RNA helicase activity; ATP binding; RNA binding. Gene Ontology annotation, cellular component: nucleolus. The record is from RefSeq and is a predicted model, not a curated record. The transcript has 4 exons.